Molecule: messenger RNA, 1877 nt
Organism: Toxotes jaculatrix (banded archerfish)
Lineage: Eukaryota; Metazoa; Chordata; Actinopteri; Toxotidae
Gene: cldn10d
Product: claudin 10d
Exons: 6
Coding region: 106-894 (262 amino acids)
Biological process (GO): cell adhesion; bicellular tight junction assembly
Cellular component (GO): bicellular tight junction; plasma membrane
Molecular function (GO): structural molecule activity
Source: RefSeq, a predicted model, not a curated record
GUUCAAGAGUAUCGUGAGUGUCACACAGAAGCAUGAGGAGGACACACUGCUGAAGGAGACAGCAAGCCAACAAACAGUGGAUGUCAGACCUCAAGCACGUCCACAAUGCAUUUUGCACUCACCAUGGUGUCCAGGACUGUGGUGAUGUACAUGGAGAUCGGCUGCUUCGUGUCCUGUCUGUGCGGCUGGAUCCUGGUGUGCUCCACUCUUCCAACAGAGUACUGGACUUUCUCUGAGGUGGGCAGCAUCGUGCUGACCACCUCCAACUACUACUCCAACCUGUGGAAGGACUGCAUCUCGGACACCACGGGGGUGUCCGACUGCAAGGAUUACCCCUCCAUGCUGGGCCUGCCUGCGUUCCUUCACGCCUGCAGGGCGCUGGCGGUCUGUGCCGUCAUCACCGGCUUCUUCGGAGGCGUCCUCACACUCAUUGGGAUGAAAUGCACUAAAAUAGGCGGCUCGGAGAUUGCCAAUGCGAGGGUGACCUUCGCGGGCGGGAUAACCUAUCUGGUUUCAGGAUUCUGUGGUAUGAUCACCUACUCGUGGUGGGCCAACAAAGUGGUAACAGAAUACCUGGAUCCACAUUUCAGGGCACAGAAAUUUGAAAUUGGAGCUGCUGUUUUCAUCGGCUGGGGAGGCUCCAUCCUUCUCAUCUGUGGAGGGACGGUGCAGAGUUACUUCUCUGGAAAAGAAGGUCUGCCAUCAAGUUCCCCAAAAAGGCCUCGGAGACCAGUCUCUUACGCCACCGCCAGGACCAAACGGACCUACAUGCUGCCAGCCUCGUCCUCCAGAGUGACCCUGGUGCCGCCGCUGUUUUACGAGGGCAGGAAGAGCCGAGGAGCCAGGACCACAUCAAAGGCCGGCCGGACGUUCAGCAGGGACAGCUUCGUCUGAGCUCAGACAGCAGCAUGAAAGACUUUAAAGGAAUAGUUUGACGUUUUGAGAAAUGCUGUAAUUGGCUUUCUUAGCACGAACGAGACGAGAAGACUGACUCUCGUGUCCACUUACUAUGCAGCUGGACCCUUCAGUCAUUUAGCUUAGCUUAGCAUACCGGUGGCUUUUAUUUUCAGACAGUGCCAGACUAACUGUUCCCCCCUGCUUCCACUCUGUGUGCUAAGCUAGGCUAACAAGCUGCUGGUUCCAGGUUCAUAUUCCACACACAGAUGUGAAAGUGGUAUCCGUCCUCUCAUCUCACUCUGAACAAGAAAGCCAAUAAAUGUAUUUCUCAAAAUGUUGAACUGUUCCUUUAAUAAGGGAGCUCAUGGCUGUAGAUAUCAAUUUUAGUGCCUUCAAUGGAGAAGAAACCUGAUAGUUAAUGAUUAUAUCAUAUUUUCUGUAUGUAAAGCAGUAAGUGUGUUGUUUUUUUAAAAACAUUUUAUAUUUAUAGUUUUGUUUUUUUUGGUCUUUAAUCAAGGAGCAUCCACUGUCUUUCCUUCUUUCAUGUCUGCCUAUGUCUGCUGAGGUUUGGUCCAAAAGAGAACAGUUCACAUGAUUCACUCUCUUCCAGACCGACAACAUCACAGCACAUGACUUAGUAUGUUUACAAAACUGUGUGUCAAAAUUAAAACAGCUUGCACAGUCCUUCUCCAGCGCUCCGUGCCUUAAUCGUCUGACCAGCGUUUUCAGGUGUGGUGCCCGAGGCUGUUUCUUCUUUCCUGGCCUCAGUGACUCGCAGGUAACCAGAGAUAUUAAGAUGACAAAAUAACAUAUUUACUAUUGGUUGAUACAAGAGGAAUAUAAAUAGCCACAAGAAAAAAACCAACAGUGGGUAAUACGGUCUGUAUGUCCUGUGCUCCUGAAGUUCUUUCUUCUGGUUGGCCAGAAGAUGGCGCUCUAGGGUAAAAGAGCAGCAGCUUGAAUAAAACAUGGUGCACUGA